UCCGCCAUGCGCUGAGCAGACGGCGUAAAUUUUAAUUAUUUUUACUCAAUCGUUUUUUAUUGUGUCUGCAAUGUGUAUUUUUCCCAAGAUUUCGGCUGUUCUAAGCAUAUUGUAAAAGAUAUUGUGUAUUAUACAUGUGAUGUUUGAAAGGUUUAAUUGAACGAAUAGGUAUAUGUUUGCUUACUUCUAAAUAUUUAAAGACGAACCAGUAAAAUCGGGCAGAAAUGGAUAAUGACGAAUAUGCCAUAAGCAAAAUGAAAGAUUUUUUGUCUAUAUAUAAUAAAAUGGCGGAGACUUGCUUUAAUCAUUGCAUUGACAACUUUAACUGCCGUCAAUUAACUGCUUUUGAGGAAUCAUGCAUUGAAAAGUGUACUGCUAAAGCUUUAGGUGUUAAUCAACGUUUAAUGAUGGCAUAUAUAGAUAUACAGCCAGAAAUUGUAAACAAAAGGACUGAAGAAAUUCAAAAUCAGCAGAGAAAUCUGGAGAAGAGUAGUUGAAACAUGCUCUGAAUUUGAUUUCCUAACUCAUACCCUGAAAGUUUUACUUAAAUUCUGAGGAAAUGAAACUAAAAAAAAUCAUAAACUCAUAUAUUAUUAAAUGGAUCAUUCACAUGAAAAGUCACUUUGAUCUUAUUUCAGUUCAGAAAAUUAAAGUUGGUGGAAUCAGAUGAAACUUUUUAUAGAAAUAGAUAUAUGGAAGGGCUUUAUGAAAAGAAUAUUUGUCCUGAAAAGUGUUUUGAUGACCUUCACUUAAGCGUGAGGAAAUGACGAAUUCAUUAAAAUUGGAUUCUAGUAGUUAUGCCUAACUGAUAUUUGAGUUUAGUCACAUACAAAUAUUCUCAAAUGUGGGAAUAACUUAUGAUUGUUCAGUUUGUGUGCAUUAUCUUACUUUAUUUUUCUAUAAAAAUAGAUGUGAGAGAAUGACGGAUGCAUAAACCUUAUUUGGUUUUAUGCUUUCAUAUAGAUUCCAAGUAAAAACUUCUAAAAAUUUAAAGAUACAAAUAUGCUGCAAUAUUUUUCUGGGUUUCCAACUGUAAGUUACUACACUUUUUGCAAAAAAAAAAAAAAAAAAAAAAUCGUUGCAAUUUUGGGAAGGAAAUUGACUGUUGUAAGAAAUGACUAACACUGGGAACAAACUUAAAAAUAAAUACUUCCACUAAUUUUUCACGAAAAUGUUAUUUUAAAUGAACUUUUAUAUAAAUCCUUCAAUGUUUUGAAAUAAAUACCACAAAAAUAGGAACUUACUGUUUGCUUUGAAAUAAUUUUUGCUUAUUUUUUACUCACAGUAGGGACAAGUGAGGGAAUGAAAUUGGAUAAUUUAGACAUACAAUAAAGAUUUUUAUUAUAAAAUAUAGAAACUUUACUUUUAAUUAUCUUCUUAAACUCUAUCCUGAAAAGUACUUUAAGCUCUAAAAUUAUGAAUGAGUCGUACAAUAUUUGUAAAUUAUAACAAGGACACACGUUUCUGUGAAAAUGACCCAAAUGCAUGAGUUUAUAGUUAUUUAGUUGUUUCAUUUAUGUUCACAAACAAAAAUUUCUUUUGCUAAGAUGGUUUUAAUAUUUUUGCUUUUUUAAGGAAUUUAGGUGAUGUUUUAGGCUUUUUCCGGUUUUUACCUUAGAACUCUAUGAAUAUGAUUCAGUAACACUUGAGUUGUCCCACACAUACUCAUAUGUUUUUAAUUAGUCCGAUCAACUAAGACAUAAAAAUAGUGAUCAAAUAACAAAAAUUCAGACAGAGUCGAAUUUUUUGUAGAGACCUUGGGUUUACCAUUACAAAUAAAGUGCCAAAAAUCCCCAUCUAUCCCAUGUGUGCUAAAAAACUUAUUCAGGGUCAAAGGUCAAAAUUUUAGGUUUUUUUUCUCAAAAACCAAGUUUUAUCGAAAAAGUACCUCUGCCCAAAGUUGUAGAUAUCAAAAUUCUCUAUAAAAAUAGUCCUUAUGAUUUUUUCUCAAAGACCAACCAUUUCCCAGACAUUGGGUACUCUAAAAAAAAAAGCCAGUCACUUACAGAAUCCCCUCUACUCGCAUGGGCUUGAAUAACAUUGGCUAUUCUAGUCUGUGUGGCGUCGUUCACGUACCUACAUCUUUUAGUGUUAAAUGUGCAGUUCGAGUGAAUAAACGUAUUUAUUACAAGAGUCUACUGUUGUUAGUGCUGAUCAAUAUUUAAAAAUUAAAAUGUCAUAACUUUGCUUUGUUUGCAUAAACUUUUGACUAAAGGUGAAACUGUUGUCGUCAGUCAUGGAAUGCCAACUUUAUUCGAUGCAAGUGUUGCGAGAAGUGACGAGUUUGCUGAUUAUUUAAGAAGUUAAAAGUCCGGUACAAUUCACGUGGAUUUCAGAAAGUCAUACACACAGAAAAGUUCAAUCUCUGCAGCAAAAAUUAAUUUUAAAUAAAAAAAACCCUCCUUCGAAAAACACCAAGGAACUAAGAAGC
Uloborus diversus is the source of this 2431-nucleotide messenger RNA. RefSeq names its product mitochondrial import inner membrane translocase subunit Tim10 B-like. The transcript is spliced from 3 exons. Bases 225 to 497 code for a protein of 90 amino acids. NCBI's taxonomy places the organism in Eukaryota, Metazoa, Arthropoda, Arachnida, Araneae, Uloboridae. The record is from RefSeq and is a predicted model, not a curated record. Gene Ontology annotation, cellular component: mitochondrial intermembrane space chaperone complex.